Messenger RNA from Chrysemys picta bellii (western painted turtle), 2014 nucleotides. It is a transcript of the gene SMCO3, whose product is annotated as single-pass membrane protein with coiled-coil domains 3. NCBI's taxonomy places the organism in Eukaryota, Metazoa, Chordata, Testudines, Emydidae. The record is from RefSeq and is a predicted model, not a curated record.
AGCUGAGGCUGGGUAUAGAGUCCAGAGAGCAGCGUUACACUAAAAUAAUCUACAAACCAGGCAGGCAACAGGACCCAACUGAAGCAACAAUCCCUGCAGACCUAGGUCAUCACAUUCCAUCAGAAACAGCCAGAGAAAUCCAGUGAAAAGAGAAUUCACUGUCCUGCACACCUACAGCUGAUUACAGAGCUCUGACUAAAAAGCAGAAUGGCUCUGAGUGACCUCCUCUACCCAGAUAACCCGAAGAGACGUCAAGAAGUGAUCCGUUUGCACCAGGAGCUGCUGGACUGCAUGUUGGUUAAUUUCCAUGCCACAGAUGAACUGAUUGCAGUACUGAAUGCACACUUGGGGUGCACAAUUGCCCAGAUUAAGAUGGAAAAGGGUGGCACCAUCAAGGAAAACUGUGACAUUAUCAUCCAAGCCAUGAGUGAGAUCCAACGGGAAGUAUGGAAGAUUGACAAAGAAAUGAAGGAAAUGCUGGAGCCAAUGCUGUACCAAAAGCUUUAUGAUAUCAAAGAGCCAGAGGUGGAGAAAAUUGCAAUAGCACACAAAGUUUUUUCGAUUGUUCUAGGAGAAGCUACUUCCAUUGCUGGUAUGGUAGCUGUAAAACUAGUCGGCUCAAAAGUUAUAAUUGUUGCUGUUAACAAGCUGGUCACUCUGCUAGCCCAGAUUGGUGCUUCUGUUCUUGGAGGUAUUGGCAUUGCCAUUCUUGGGCUGGGUAUUGACGUGAUCCUCCAGGCCAUCCUGGGAGCAGUCGAGAGGGAUCAACUUCUGGCAAUUGUUAAAAGUUAUGAGGAGCAUCUGGCCGAAUUUAAGGCAGCCUCAGAAAAAUAUCAGCAUGCCAUAACUGAAGUAACUUCUAUGGUGAAAUGUAAAAUUAAAUGAAUGGCUUUUAAUGUUCUCUCUGGCUGUCACAAUGACCACACUAAUUAUGCUUAUACUAACUUUUCUGAUUCUUUAUGGUAGAGUGAGCGCUCUUACUUCUUUUUUAGCAGCACAUAAGAUAGCCAUGGAAAUGGGGGCCUUGAUGGCUCAGGAGAUUAGCACAGAAAUAUACCAAUAGGUAAUUGGUUCAAGCCCACUCCAAGUAGGUAGUGUAUGACAGUACCUGCUCCAGAGGUCUGGUAGCUUAUGUGAACCAAGUUGGUUAUUUCCAAUCCACUUCCAAAUGCUCGAAGUACAAAAAUCACCAUCAUAACUAUCAAUAAUUUCUACAGUUUGGAAAAAGGCCAGGUUUACAUUAGACACUUUUGCUGGAUUAGUAAUGUCAGUUAGGGACAUGAUUUUUAAAUGACAUUUCUAUACCACAAGAACCCUAGUGGAGAUGUAGUUAUACUGGCAAUAAAAUAAAAUAAAAUAAAAUAAAAUAAAAUAAAUGUUUUUGCUGAAAUAAGAUGCAUCUACAGUAGGAGGGUUUGCUGCUGUAACUAUAUUGGCAAAUCUUUUCUAAUGUAGAAUCUAAUCUUUUUCAGUAACCUUUAUAGGGGAAGAUCAAGGAAUAUUUAACUGCUAUUUCCUGUAACUAUUGUACCAGAUUGGUGGAACCAUCCAGUGCCCAUCUUAAAAUAAAUUCUAAUCCUGACAGAUUUGUGGUUUGGAAAAUUCCCUAAACACUAUAGUUAAGAGAAGUUGUCUCUAGUAUUCAGGGGCUUUAUUUACAGUAUCUCUUAAUAACUUUUUGUAUCCUCAUUAUGGCCCUGCUCCUAUAAACACACAUGAAUUAACCUUGUGUACAUAUGUAGUCCCAUUAGGGUCAUUGGGACUACAUGCAAAAGUGUUUGCAGGAUUGUUGGCCUAUAAAUCAUAGGACUUGUUAUGCUAUUUUAUUUUAUUUUCCUUUAAAGUGCUAGUGAUGUGAGCAUACAGAGGGCUUGUUCAAUACAAUUCUGAGUUUCAUACAUCAUUAUAGGAAUAGCACAAAAUUUAAAUGUCCUUAACUCGCAUACUUUGUAAACAAAAGGCUAGAGUAAAAAAAUUUAUUUGUAUUCUCUCUCUCUCUCUCUCUCUCUCUCUG